UCCGCCGCAUCCUCCCGCCCCGUGCCAUCUCGUCCCGCGGCCAUGCGGGCGUCCAGCACCUCGUACCGCCGCGCCUUCGGGCCGCCGCCCGCGCUGUCCUCCGCGUCCUACGGCUCCUCGUCCGCCUCGUCGCGGUUCUCGGCCGUGCGGGUGCUGGGCACCGCGCCCGGGCGCUCGGGGCCGGGGCUGGGGCUGGGGCUGGGGCUGGGGGCCGCGUCCUACCGCGCCGCGGGGCGCCCGGGGUCCCGCGUGACGCUGGGCUCCGCCGGCCUGGAGCUGUCGGCGGCCGAGGCGCUGAACCAGGAGCUGCUGGCGACCCGCAGCAACGAGAAGGCGGAGCUGCAGGAGCUCAACGACCGCUUCGCCACCUUCAUCGAGUGGGUGCGGAGCCUGGAGCAGCACAACGCGGCGUUAGCGGCCGAGCUGAACCGCGCCCGCGCCCGCCCUCCCGCCCGCGCCGCCGACCUGGUGCACGACGAGCUGCGGGAGCUGCGGCGCCAGCUCGACCUGCUGGGCCAGGACCGCGACCGCCUGCAGCUGGAGCGCGACAACCUGGCCGAGGACCUGGGCGCGCUCAAGCAGCGGCUGGAGAACGAGACCCACAAGCGGGAGGAGGCGGAGAACAACCUGGUGCUGUUCCGGAAGGACGUGGAUGACGCCACGCUGUCGCGCCUGGAGCUGGAGCGCAGGAUCGAGUCACUGAUGGAUGAGAUCGAGUUCCUGAAGAAGCUGCAUGAGGAGGAGCUGCGUGACAUGCAGGAGAGUGCCCAGAGCCAGCAAGUGCAAGUGGAGAUGGAGCAGGUCAAGCCGGACCUGACGGCUGCACUGCGGGAGAUCCGCACCCAGUACGAGAGCAUCGCAGUGAAGAACCUGCAGGAGGCCGAGGAGUGGUACAAGUCCAAGUUCGCUGACCUGUCAGACGCAGCCAACCGGAACCACGAGGCACUGCGCAUGGCCAAGCAGGAGAUGAACGAGUCCCGGAGGCAGAUCCAGAGCCUGACCUGCGAGGUGGACGGCCUCAAAGGAACCAACGAAGCGCUGCUGCGGCAGAUGCGGGAGCUUGAGGAGCAGUGUGGGGCGGAGAUCAGCAGCUACCAGGACACGGUGAGGAGGCUGGAGCAGGAGAUCCAGCACAUGAAGGAGGAGAUGGCGCGGCACCUGCGUGAGUACCAGGACCUGCUCAACGUCAAGAUGGCGCUGGACAUCGAGAUCGCCACCUACCGCAAGCUGCUGGAGGGCGAGGAGAGCAGGAUCACUGUGCCCAUGCAGCUGAUGCCCUCCUUCACCAUGAAAAGCUCAGGUGGUGACGGAGUCGCAGAAGGAGCAGAGAGCGGAGUCAGAGAAGUGACCCCAGCACCAGGCUCCGCGCAGCCCCCCACUGCAGCCCGCCCCCCACUCCCCCACGCCGCACCGGCCUUACACGACUACUGAUACCUCUGAGCCCCGGCACCCCCGCACACCCAACUUCCACCGGCCCAUGGUGCUCGGGGACGGGAGAGCAGAGCAAUAACCCCCCUGGGUAGGGGCUGCUGGCAGGGAGGGACCUAGGAGUCCUGCCCUGCCCUGCCCCCACCCAGCUUCCCCUUCCCCUGCCUCCUCCAGGGGGCCUCCACCUUCUUCUGAAGCAUCAGGACCUGCCUCACCAACACCACUGGCACGGGGAGGGGGGCAGAGCCUGGCACUGGUGGAGGCUGACACCAGGAUCCAGGACCAGCUGGCGCCUGCAGGGCUGUGUCCUGGGCCUGGCGCUGCCUGGGCCCCCCACGGAGGCGGGUGCCGGCGCUGCUGCUGUUCAAGUGUGGUGCCUAUAGCGAGUGCUUCCUGCCCAGAGCCAGGGUCCCACCCGGCCCGAAGGGCUGAUACCAAAGCUGCCCCAUUUUUAUACUAUGGCCCGUCUCCCUGCUUCCAGCAUGGACUUGCCCCAGCACCCAUCUCUGCCUCCUGCAGCCAGGCCCAGCUGCAAAGCUGUGCCCCAGGCCCAGGGUUCACCUAGGCCAGAGGGCUCGGGGUGGUGGCAUCCAUCUGGCACGAGUCUGGGCCAUUCCCUGACCCUGGCUCUUUUCUCUGCAGCUCCCCCUGUUCUGUGCUCUGCUCCCCCUCUGUUACACUCGGUGCCUCUGCCUCAGCAUCCCCUCCCUCUGCCUCGGUCUGCUCUGGACCAAACCAGGGGGAUGUGACUGGGGCCACUCGGCCAGCUGCACCCCUUCCCCUCCAGCCCUGGGGGACCCCCCCCACACCUGCUGCAGGAGUUGCUGUGGUGCUCCUGGGUCUUCCCCGACCUGCCUGAACAGCGACGGACCCCCGCUGUGUAUCCGCUUGUCCAGCCAAUAAAGAGCCUAGUGAGGA
Messenger RNA from Alligator mississippiensis (American alligator), 2346 nucleotides. It is a transcript of the gene PRPH, whose product is annotated as peripherin. The transcript is spliced from 8 exons. Bases 43 to 1431 code for a protein of 462 amino acids. Gene Ontology annotation, cellular component: type III intermediate filament; axon; plasma membrane. Lineage: Eukaryota; Metazoa; Chordata; Crocodylia; Alligatoridae. The record is from RefSeq and is a predicted model, not a curated record.